This is a messenger RNA of Arachis ipaensis, 499 nucleotides long. Lineage: Eukaryota; Viridiplantae; Streptophyta; Magnoliopsida; Fabales; Fabaceae. The record is from RefSeq and is a predicted model, not a curated record.
AUGGCGAAGCUUGAAGCGAAGCUCGGAAUGUUAGUUGACUCCAUGACUGUAGUUGAGGCAUAUGUUGGAAGGAACAAAUUACAUCAACCAGAUGACUCAUCAAAUUUAAAUCCGGAAGUUUUAUCCUUGAUAAACGAGGGCAUUGCCCAGAAUACUACUGGAAAUGUUUUUGUGCCUAAGGAAGGGGGAGAGGCAGAGAUUUCAGGAUCUCCUACAGAGAAGGCAAUUCUUUCAUGGGCAGUAAAGUUGGGUAUGAAUUUCAGUCUUCUCAAAUCAAAUACGAUAGAUCUCCAUGUCUUCCCCUUUAAUUCCGAGAAAAAAAGAGGCGAUGUUGCUAUGAAGCUGGUGAGAAUUUGAUAUAUUUGUUUGCCAUUCAUUGUACUUUUGAACUAGUAUCAGAGUAUGCAUCCCUUUAGCUUUUGAUGAUUAACUUUGAUCGUGAAUGAAAUGAAGUUAUAAAUGUGAAAGUGUUUUCUUUGUUAUUAUGGUCAUAUCACAU